Alosa alosa (allis shad) is the source of this 4938-nucleotide messenger RNA. It is a transcript of the gene gga3b, whose product is annotated as golgi associated, gamma adaptin ear containing, ARF binding protein 3b. NCBI's taxonomy places the organism in Eukaryota, Metazoa, Chordata, Actinopteri, Clupeiformes, Clupeidae. Gene Ontology annotation, cellular component: trans-Golgi network. Gene Ontology annotation, molecular function: phosphatidylinositol binding; small GTPase binding; ubiquitin binding. The transcript has 17 exons. The record is from RefSeq and is a predicted model, not a curated record. Gene Ontology annotation, biological process: vesicle-mediated transport; intracellular protein transport. The coding region runs from base 218 to 2362 and encodes 714 amino acids.
UUGCCUGUUUUUAAAAAACAAUCCAGAAUCACAACUCUGUUCAUCAUUCCCAUGAUAUAUUAAUGAUGUAGUGACAUGAAAUGUUUAGGUUUUAUUUAUUACAAUCCAAUAAAUGUUGAUGUAGAUGUACAUGAUGCAAUAGCACAACGAGUAAACACCAUUCAUUUUAAUGCCACCCAUUCAUACGAGCACAGUUUACGGGACGCUAUGAGAGGCUAUGGCGUACCAGGAAGGCGAGUCGCUGGAAUCAUGGCUCAACAAAGCCACACACCCAACUAAUAGGCAGGAAGACUGGGAGUACAUAAUUGGUUUCUGCGACCAAAUCAACAAGGAACUGGAAGGACCACAAAUAGCAGUUAAACUACUCAUUCAUAAAAUCCACUCACCUCAGGAAUGGGAGGCACUUCAAGCUUUAACGGUAUUAGAGGCAUGCAUGAAGAACUGUGGGAAGAGGUUUCAUAAUGAAAUCGCAAAAUACAGAUUCCUAAAUGAACUAAUCAAAGCUGUUUCACCUAAGUACUUGGGAGAAUCUGUACCAGAGAAAGUGAAAACCAAAAUAAUAGAGAUCCUGUAUAGCUGGACUGUGGCUUUUCCCAAUGAAACCAAAAUCAGUGAUGCCUAUCAGACCCUGAGAAGACAAGGACUCAUUACCUCAGAUCCAGAGCUCCCUGUUGACCGGAUGUUGCUACCAUCUCCUCCGACACGGCCCAAAAACCCUGUGUUUGACAACGAGGACAUGGGAAAGCUGCUGGCAGAGCUGCUGAAAAGUAAGAACCCAGAGGACCUUCAGGAGGCCAACCGACUCAUCAAGAGCAUGGUGAAGGAGGAUGACGUCAGGGUGCAGAAAAUGACAAAGCGCAUGAAGACCCUGGAAGAGGUGAACAAUAAUGUCAAGCUACUGAGCGAGAUGCUAAGCCACUAUGACAAAGACAGGUCCUCCGAGUCAGAUCGAGACCUUAUCAGGGAGCUGUAUGACCGCUGUGACAAGCUGAGGCGCACCGCUUUUAAACUGGCCACUGAGACAGAGGACAACGACUCCAGUCUGGGUGAUAUUUUGCAGGCCAGUGAUGACCUUUCAAAGGUCAUUAGUCUGUACAGGAGGGUUGUGGAGGGGCAGACAGACAACGGAGACAGUGAUGAUCCAAGGCCAGCUGGCCCUGAGAGUAAUGCUGGGGCUGAAGUCACAGACACGCUGAUUGAUCUGGCAGGCUUUGAUGCCACAAAUCCUCCAUCUCCACAGUCAGUCCCGCCCCCAGCCAUCUCUAAUCUCUCCCCAGCCAAACAGACGGCCACCUCCAUUCCUGUCCUCCCGCCUCCGCCUCGCCGAUUGGCUGGGCCUGCGGGCAGCCAUGCCAGUCAGACUUCAAGCCCCAGUCGACACAUCACCAAGCAGUCUGCUUCUCUCUCCCUGCUUGAUGAAGAGCUGCUAUCUUUAGGUUUGAAUGACCCAGCCCCAGGUCUUAGUAACCAAACACAGAAGGCCGAUGACUUCGCCAAACACCAGUGGGCAUCAUUGCAGGUCACUGAUACAGGUUUGGAUCCAUUCAGCCUGCAGGCCACAGGGCCAGCCUUCUCCGCAGCACAGACCUCUGCGUCUGUGUUCCCCCCUACCAGCCAGACGUUCACAAAAAACACCCCCUCUGGUCAUGGUCUGCAAGAUCUUUCCAUGUUGAACUUGGGGGAGCCUAAAAGCUUGCCUGCACAGCCCAUCACUGGCAACCCCUUUGUGACGGCCUCCGCUGUUCCUGUGCCACUGGGCCAUGCCACUCCAAACCCUCUCCUUCAGAUGGGGGCGCUCCCGGGCUCGCCCAUGCUGAGUCACACCCGUGCCCACGCCAUCAGCUCUGCGCCAGGAAGCCCUCUCUUCCGCUCACUGUCACCCACCCCUUCCUCCCUGCAGGGCAGCCCUGCCAAAGGCCCCGAGAUCUCCAUGACAAACCUCCAUGUACCGCUUGACAUCAUUAAGCCCAGUAAAGUUCUGCCUGUAACCGCAUACGAUAAGGACGGGGUGCGCGUGCUGCUCCACUUUGCUUCUGAGUGUCCGGCAGGCAGAACAGAUGUGCUGGUAGUGGUGCUGUCCAUGCUCAACACAGCACCUUUGCCCAUUCGCAACGUCAGUCUGCAGGCAGCAGUCCCCAAGUCCAUGAAGGUGAAGCUACAGCCUCCAUCCGGGACAGAUCUGGCACCAUUUAACCCCAUCCUGCCCCCACCCUCCAUCACCCAAAUCAUGCUGCUGGCCAAUCCCCUAAGGGAGAAGGUGCGACUGCGCUUCAAGCUGAUGUUUCUGCUCGGCGAGAGGCAGUACGCGGAAGUGGGCGAGGUGGACCAGUUUCCCCCGCCAAGCCAGUGGGACAAACUAUGACCCAUGACCUCUGAACCCUGACCUACGGCUCCGGACCCUCUGUGUCCAGUGACCGCCUCCGCAGGGGAACGCCGGGAGGUGCGGGGGAAGAGUGCUGUUUCCAGGUGUCGCGCAGCUUGCACUGUCACCCUUUUCAUUCCAGUGUGCUUCUCAUUGUGUUGCUGACCAAAGGAAAAAAAAUAGUGCAGGUCCACCAAGUGUAAGUAUCACAUCUUACAGCAUUGACGAGCAGAACAACGCUUCGUCCUGACUGCUGAACACAACCAACAUGUGUAAUGUGGGCUAACAUGGAAAACGGGACACAGUCCCAUAAUGUCCUGCAUUCAGAUAAGCACACAGAUGGACAGGACCAUCUCUUAAUCCAUGUGGAGGUGAGAUGACAUAGUAUAGCAUUUCAUAGCAUAUGUUCUGUUUAUUCCUUUUAUAUUUUGGUUAUAAAGUGGACAAGGCAAAGUUAUCAUGAUAGAGGUUCAGGCGAGACAUGAGUUAACCAAUCUGUUAUUUACAUACUGUAAUUGUUGUCUGUAUUAUAAACUGAAUCAGUGACAAGCACCUUUAAAGGUACACUACCUUUCCAGCAGCUGAGCUCACUGUAGGUGGGUUUAACUGCUCCUUAUGUAGAUGGCCAGAAACAUCAUAUGGGUCUACACUUUAAUGGGCUGAAAAUGAAUCCACAUAAAUGGUAUAUACUAGCUAUUUAAGGAUUCUUUCUCUUGUUAUUGUACCUUUAAAGAUGCUAUAGUAGGUACAGUUGUGGUGUCAAGGGGUCUGAAAGCCUGACAAUUUAAAUGGCCGGCACAUGUAGUCCUUCAAGCAUUUCACAGUGUGCCAUAAAUUUGCCAUAUGUAUUACUCCUAAGCCCCUCAUCCCCUGAUGCAUCUUACCAAAGAGUAAAUACCCUCAAAGGCUCCACAGGAAACAGGACAUUGGCAUCCAUACAGGCUUAUGAGGUUGCAAAUACACUAGUGGACUUCCAGUGUCAAGGUUACUAGUUUUACAUCUGCAGUAAUUGUUUAAGUUAUAGUUGAAGUGAUGUUUUAUACUUACGAACCUGGGAUGUGUACACCACCUUUGAUAAGGUAUUACUGCAGUAAGCACUGGAUAGUGCUAGGAAAGUGACACCAAGGAAGAGAGCUUCAUGACUAUUAUCUCCUCUGCAGCAGAACAGGAACUUCUGGGUGUUAACAUAACUUGCUUACUUGACACUAAAAUCCAUCUGAACUCCUGAUGCAGUGUGAUGGACCCUGGUGAUCGCUACAGAGCUACUGAUGUGACUUAGCCCAUUUUAAUACCACCAUGCCUUUUAGCAAAAGUACAUAUCAUAGUUUCUGUUUACUACAGUUACAUCUUUAGGGCAAACCACUAUUUCAGGAGCUUGCUUGAUGGGAAAAGAACUGAUAGGAAACACAUGCUUGUGUUCAUAUAAUGCCCCCAUAGCUAGGAGAGGUUAUUUUGAAGCCAGUUUGUGCAAUGGUGUUGGAGCCACUGAUGGGGUUUUAGUCAGAAGACACUAUUUUAUGUUAGCUUUCGUCUCUGACUUAGUGGUGGAUUAGUGAAAGAUAUUCAUUAUAGUGGAAUAUCACAGGAAACCUGGAGCCUGUGUUGGCUCAAACUGUGCUGUUGUAUUUACUCCACAGGUCCCAGAGGAACACUUUUCUACAUCAGUAGUGUAACCUGGUCCACAGCCUAAAAUAUACAAAACCAUUUUAUGUACAGGCUGUUAUUUAUUUAUUUAUUGAAAUAGUAGUUUAUUGUAUUAUUCAGUAUUUAUAUUAUGACAGUAUUGUGAUUGUAUUCUGUGUGCUGCAGUCAGUCGCUGUGGUAUUAGGGACAGAGUCCUUACUUGGCCAAACUUUCCCCAGGUUGACCUCCCAACAUCAGCAUGUGUUGACAUUUAUGGAUAAAUAGAUACUAAAUUAUAAAUUUAUGAGGCAUCAGGUCAGCCACAUGAAAAUAUAUGUAUCUCUAGGCAUAUUUUUCCCAGGGAAAGGACCAUAAAUGAAGAAAACAUUAACCUGUUAAUAAGACAUUAAGAUGGUCGACAAAAUAUUUAAAGAGAAUUUUUCAAAAGAAAAUGGGAGAAUCCAUUUUGUCUUAAACACCUUAAGCUGGCAGUGUUUAUUUAAAUUUAGCAGUUGCUGGAACAUAUGACCUUGCAAUCAGUACCACAGGUACAUACUAAACGGCGUAUGGGGAAAAAUCCAUCAUUUGAAUGUGUCAUUGAAUCAGAGGCUUAUAUCCAGCCUCUAUUCAUGCAUUCUUAUCUUGUGUGGUGACAGCCUUCAGUGGCUUAUCAGUUAAAGCAAGGAGGAAAUGUUUAUCGGUUUCACCCUGAUAUUGCAUUAAAUGAAGGUAUUAGUAAUAUACCAGGGAACUGUGCUGGCUUUGAACAGCUAGCCUUCAAGUAUGUGGUGUUGACAAUUACAUUAUGACAGGCAUACAACUCCAUAUAAACAUGUCUACUGUUAUGUGUGAUGUUGCUGAUGUUCAGAUGUUCAAUGUAAACAUUCUAUGUGCAAUUUCGUUUGCUUGCAUGAAGAAUUAAAGCAGUGCAUAAAAAAAAAAAAAACGCUAAU